Messenger RNA from Pseudophryne corroboree (corroboree frog), 3804 nucleotides. RefSeq names its product transmembrane protein 229A (gene TMEM229A). The coding region runs from base 38 to 1162 and encodes 374 amino acids. Lineage: Eukaryota; Metazoa; Chordata; Amphibia; Anura; Myobatrachidae. The transcript has a single exon. The record is from RefSeq and is a predicted model, not a curated record.
AGCACAGAGCAGAAAUCAGCGGUACAUACAGGUCCGCAUGCAGCGAGAUGAGAAGCUAGAGGUGACUGGGGUGGGGGUGUCGGCUUCCUAUGACAAGCACAGAGCACGGUGCACACAAGGAGGGGCGCUGGAUGCGCUGCCAGCCGCCUGCUCCCGUUUUGCACCAGAACACAGGAUAUUGCUAUGCGGCUCUAGCACCUGGCAGCCUGCGGCCGGCAACAUGGGCAGGAACCAGGGUGCCUGGAGGCGGCAGGUGGUCAGAGCCCGAGUGAAGGCUCCAUCAGUGGGCACCUCCUCGCAGCCCUUGCCUGUCUGGAUGAGGCUGUAUUUCUAUGGCAUGCACGGCCUGACCCUGGAUGUGCUGAGCUCCUGCGCCCGGCGCUUCCCUCACAGCCAGGACUACAGCCUUGUGGGCUUCUCCUCCCCAUCCCGAUGCCUGCUGCACGCCGCCGCCCACCUCGCCCUGGAGAGGAUCUACCUGCAAAGGAAGAGCUUCCCCGACAACCACCUGGCUUUCCACUUCGUCUUCUACCCCUCCGUCUUCGUGGGCCUGCAGAUCCUGCUGCGGAGGACGCUGCUGCAGUGCUGCCCCCAGGAGCGGGUGCUGAGUGCGGCAGAGCUGGCGCUGCAGUACGGGCUGGCCGUCUACUACUCGCAAGUGUUUCUCCGGAGCUUCCUGAGGCUGCAGUACCAGAGCUGGGAGGGGUUGGGAGCUGCCUGGGCUAGUGCCGGCCGCCGGCUGCCGCUGCUGCUGCGCUUUCUUUUCUUCGGCAUGCACGGUUUCCUGGACGAGGUCUUCUUCACGUCCGCCUUCAAUGCGCUGGAGAAGCCGGGCAGCCCGCUGAACGGACACACGUCGCUGUGGUCCUUCUUCAUGUACGGCAGCUGCAGCCUGGUGGUGGAGAGGCUGUACUUGUACUUGUGCUACAGCCGGGGAUGGGGCGUCUGGCAGCGGCUGCCUGUCUACAUUCUCUUCGUCUACACCUGGGAGUUCUGCUGGGGCUUAGGGCUCCGCACCUACAACGCUUGCUCCUGGGACUAUUCCCACUAUCCUCUGAAUUUCAUGGGGCUGGUGACCCUGAUGUACUUACCAGGCUGGGUGUUUCUCAGCUUCUACCAGGAUCUGCUGUCCAAGGUGCUGUUGCGGGUGCGCUAUGUGUAAGGCGUGUGUGACAGAUCCACACAGGGGAGAUGUAUCAUAACUUUUAGAGGGAUAAAGUGGAGAAAUUGCCCAUAGCAACCCAUCAGCUUCUAGUUAUCAUGUAUCUGGGCACGGGUACCGGCAGAACGUUUCAUCAUGAAUACCAGCAGUGACUGCGGCACAGGACACUACUCUGUAGGAAGCCUCGCCACCAUUUUUGCUGCCAAGGUUGUAGCAGAACAGGAUCUUUUGAUCUGUGCUGUAUUCAGCGAGUCCUUUUAUUCCCAGCAUAACUAAGGUUGAUACUGUAAAUGAACAGUAAGUAGCACACCAAUACCUGGCACCUUGUAUUGGACGGACCAAUAUGGUUUACAAUUUACCAGCUUGUGAUCCACCGAUUCAUAUUUUCCUACAUUAUAAAUCACCCAAAUACUUUUUAACACAUAUAUAUUUUCUUUAUACGUUAAAAGUGGGCCAAUGAAACAAUUUGUUUUAAUCUUUGUGUAUUAAAUGAAUGUAUUUUGGGGUCUAUUCAUGUACAAAAAUGAAAAGUGAAUUGUUACUUAUCACUAUACUUUGCAUGAGUUUGAUGCGAUAUAUAGAUUUGAUACGUAACAAUUCAUGUAUACUUACCCGACCGGCAAUGCGGUCCCCUCUGCGCAUACACUGGUGGCUGAGGUCCCAGGAGGCUGGAGGGGCUGCUGGGUGUUCAGUGGGCAGAGCUAGUGCCAAGUGCCAGGCAGAGAGCAGGGAAGCAUUGAGUUCCCCUGCUGUCUUGCACUGCAGUUCAGAUUGCAACAUCCUGAGAUGGCAAAUCUGAACUCCUUGGAGAAGCAGAAAGCUGAGGUUUCUGUCCUUUCAGGAAUCGCACUCACCAUAUUACAGUAUGGUGAUGCAAUUCAGGCACACGGGGGUGUCGACGGGAAAGUCAGUAACUUUUCCAUGGUAGCCCACUUUGUGAAUAACCCAAAGCAGAGAAAAGCCCUGUGUUCCACAAAACAGGGAUUAUCUCUGUUUUAUGAACAGACCCCUAUGACACUUAUUACAAAAGUGGUGAAACAUUAAAUUUACCUGAAUAAAUGGGCAUAUUAUAGUCCAGAUUUAUUCAUUCAUUCAGGGCUGUGAACUUCUGUCCACCAUGAUCUUCUGCUUAAUAUACAUGUUCAUCUUUUAGUCCCUCACUGUAUUGUACUACUGCUCAGUAUUUAAAAUAUUUAUAUUUAUUAUUUUUUUUCCACCUAUUGCCUAUAGUUAUAAUUGUCAAGCUUUUUGUUAAGAUACAACAUAGCCAAUAAAUUAUCAUUUGUUCAUAUAUUAUCAACCUUUAUUUAUGUACACCAACAUAGUAUGAACCACCAACAUACUACACAUUAAUGUCUAUCCUAAAGUAGCUCACAGUUACUACAUUUUUACAAUAUAAAAACGCUAGCCUCAUUUUGCCUUGAAAAUGAUUGCCGCUUUAAAAAUACAGACAACUUUUGCGGCAUUCACAUUCCAUGUCACAAACUAUUACCUUUAGUAACCUUGUGGCGAGUGAAGCGAGUCACCAAGGCCACAAGGGGACGCAUUUCAACAAAUUUACGAUCCAUGUCACAAAUUAUUACCGCUAGUAACCUUGUGGCGAACAAAGCGGAGCGAGCGCCUAAGCCCAAAGCGUGGCAAGUAAAGCGAGCCCGCAAGUGGACGCAUUUGAACAAAUUUCGAUUAAAAAAAAUGUUUUAAUACACAAAUUGACACCCCCAAAAAAUAAGAAAUUUGUGUCAAACUUUUGACCCUGUCAAACUUAUGGUGUAGACCUAAUGACUGUCUACCUUUUUAAUGUCUAUCUUUUGUACCACACCCGCCUAUAUCUACUGUACCUCACGAGGAACUAUUGAGUGUAAUCAUAAAUGUAGUUGCCUGACUUCAGCAUCAACAAAGUGAAAAUAUAUUUGCAAAACAAACUUUUAUUGCUGGAUUUACACCUAACAAAUGUGUUAAAAAUUUCAGUAUUUACCUAUUUGGCAUCAGCAAGUCUAUUCCCAUAUCUACGUAUAAGGAUAAGAGCUGUGCUUGCCAAAUAUUACAGUAAAUGAAGUUCUACAUCCAAGUGCAUUGUGGUGAUUUUCACUUGGACAUUGUUUUUUUCUAUUCUUCAAAAUUAUUACCUUAAUGCCUGUUGAAUUUCCUUAAUGUUUUCCUGUACAGGUCUACAGAAGUGAGGCAGUUGGACAUGAUCUAAGAUAAACAGAAAAACUCAGCAGAGAUGCUGCCUUAAAUAAUUGCUUACUGCAUCGAACUACAUAAAUUAUUAAUACGGGGUCAUUCUUGUUAUGGUUGUUGGCAAUAUAUCAUAAUAGCUGUUUAAAUACAGAACAGUCAAGCAGAUGUAUUAACCUGGAGAAGGGAUAAGGAAGUGGUAAAGCAGUGAUAAAUGCAAGGUAAUAAUGCACAAGCCAAUCAUUACGGAUUUGGAAAAUGACAGGAGCUGAUUGGCUGGUGCAUUAUCACCUUGCACUUAUCACUGCUUUAUCCCUUCUCCAGGCUUAAUACAUCUGCCCUAGUGUUUAAAUUUGAGACUUAUGGUCAGUUAGAGCACAGAGUAAAGAAAAGGCAGGCGUGCCGACAAUCAGCAAAUAUGUAGAUAUAUAGCAUAUAAACUAGACAUGUGCAUGGUUGUUUUG